CCCCUCCUCUCUUCCUUUCUUUAAUUUACCCUUUCAUCCAUUCUCAGCUCUCCUUCCAACACCCAUUACCCAGAAAGAGAAUGAAUAUGUUCCCAUCCUCCACAUCCUCUUCAUCUCAAAGCUCCAUGGACCCCACCGGCAGCUCCGCCCGGCUCCCUCCUCUCCACCGCCGUCGACUCAGUCAUCGGAGCCACCCGGGAAUUCCCCCCCCAACCUCACCUCGCCCCACCCACUUUCUUCUCUAAUUCCGAAGCUUCUGAACCCACACACAAACCCAACAUCAUUCACAACCUCUCAAGACCCAACAAUGAGCCCGACCCACCUAAAACAGUCGGUUUGCAGCGGUCUUAUGGGUUCUCCGGCGGAGGCGGCGCUUCUUCUUCUUCUUUGGUUCGGCACAGCAGUUCACCCGCUGGAUUUCUUAAUCAAUUAGCUACUGCUGCUGGUGAUAACGGGUUUUCGAUUACAAGAGGGAUAGGGAGCAGCUAUAAUUCUAAGGGGAUGACUGAUAAUGGUAGUGGAAUAUCAAGGUUGAACUCUCAGCUCAGCUUCACUCGGCCGAAGGAAGCGCUUUCUCGGAUCUCUGAAGAAACUGAGAAUGUGGGCGAUGGCGUUAGUACGGAUAACGCCCAACGAAAAUCUACUCAUUCUUAUGCAACUGCUGGUGGCUUUACAAUGUGGGACGACACCAAUCCUCUAACGUUUUCUGUCGCCCCACCCAAACGAGCUAAGACUAUCACUAACGACGUUGACGACAUAGAAUCUCAGUUUCAAUUUGGGUUGCCGCAAGGAGCGCUAGAGAUGGCCUCGAUGGAUAAGUUACUACACAUUCCACAGGAUUCGGUUCCAUGCAAAAUACGUGCCAAGCGUGGUUGCGCGACCCAUCCUCGUAGCAUUGCAGAGAGGGAGAGAAGGACGCGAAUCAGCGGAAAGCUAAAGAAGUUGCAGGAUCUUGUUCCAAACAUGGAUAAGACAAUUGUGGAGGCCAUAAUUCUUGUUGCAUCUUCAAUUCCAAGCAAACUAGCUAUGCUGACAUGCUGGAUUUGGCAGUACAACACAUAAGAAGCCUUCAAAAUCAGGUUCAGAAGCUCAACGAAGAACUCGAUUGUUGCACGUGUGGAUGCAAGAAAACAACGGGCUAGCAGAAGAUCGACCGGUCGAACAACUGUUGUUAAAGCAAAGAACACACAUGGUAGGGGUCUUAGUUUCAGUGAAAACAGGCUAUGCAAAGGCUGAGCAUAGCCCAGAUUUGUAUAUAAAGAAGCAACUUAUCCAGACAGACUGCGUUGUUGCUUCUAAAUUUUGGGCACAGGAUGUGUAUAUUUCUAUUUUGUUGUUCCAGAGAAGAAAUUGGCGUUUUGCACCCUCAAAAUUUGAACCCCUUUCUCCUAAUUUGCACUCUUAAAUUGGAAAAAGAAAUGGCAUUUGCAUUCUUCUGA
Sesamum indicum (sesame) is the source of this 1439-nucleotide messenger RNA. RefSeq names its product transcription factor bHLH128. Lineage: Eukaryota; Viridiplantae; Streptophyta; Magnoliopsida; Lamiales; Pedaliaceae. Gene Ontology annotation, molecular function: RNA polymerase II cis-regulatory region sequence-specific DNA binding; protein dimerization activity; DNA-binding transcription factor activity, RNA polymerase II-specific. The record is from RefSeq and is a predicted model, not a curated record. Gene Ontology annotation, cellular component: nucleus. Gene Ontology annotation, biological process: regulation of transcription by RNA polymerase II.